AUGUGCAGACUUAGACAAGGAUUUCCUGAGGAACAUCUUGGUCACCUAUUUGAUAUAUCACUCUCAACAGUKAGUCRGAUUGUUAUAUCCUGGGUAAACUUUAUGUACUUGAAACUCRCACAGAUAAACAUUUGGCMCUCAAGAGAAGUCAUUGACAAAACUAUGCCUGAAGCUUUUAAAGCAAAAUACAGUUCUACUAGGGUAAUCAUUGAUUGCACUGAGGUUCGCUGUCAAAUGCCUAGCAGUUUGCAACUUAAUGGAGAGUUAUUCAGUAAUUACAAGAAUCAUACCACACUGAAAGGUUUAGUGGGUAUCUCCCCUGGUGGAKCAAUAACAUUUGUCAGUGAACUGUACACCGGGUCAAUUUCUGACAGAGAAAUUGUGAUACGCAGUGGGUUUCUUGAUCUUCCAUUUACAGACAAGGAUCUAGUGAUGGCUGACAAGGGCUUCACAAUUGAUGACCUUCUACGUCCUUUGRGAGUAGAUUUAAGGUUGCCACCAUUCCUUGGUAGUUCAGAUCAAAUGCCAGCAGAAGAUGUUGUCCUUACUCAAGAAAUUGCUAGUCUUCRAAUUCAUGUCGAGCGUGCGAUUAACAAAAUCAAGAACUUUCAUGUAURGGACCGUGUGGUACCAAUUCAUCAAUUAGGCCUUGUGAAUCAGAUGUGGGCUGUAUGUGCAUUUCUUUGCAAUGUCCAACCCAACAUUAUUUCAACCUAG
This is a messenger RNA of Exaiptasia diaphana, 717 nucleotides long. RefSeq lists its product as uncharacterized. The transcript has a single exon. NCBI's taxonomy places the organism in Eukaryota, Metazoa, Cnidaria, Anthozoa, Actiniaria, Aiptasiidae. The record is from RefSeq and is a predicted model, not a curated record. Bases 1 to 717 code for a protein of 238 amino acids.